Molecule: messenger RNA, 3210 nt
Organism: Misgurnus anguillicaudatus (oriental weatherfish)
Lineage: Eukaryota; Metazoa; Chordata; Actinopteri; Cypriniformes; Cobitidae
Source: RefSeq, a predicted model, not a curated record
AUGUCUACUUCAAGAGAUAAGCUAGUGAAGGUCACCGGUGCACGCAGGUUGAACAUCUCUGCAAGUGCAGCUGGCCGAAUGAGCUUUUCUCUUCCCGGUGCUAUUCCGGAAGAUGAAUGGAGCCCACCAGCAGUUGUAAGACAGAGUACCAUCUUGUCUGAUUCAACUGGUGAGCACGUGACUGGCAGCAGUGCACGUGGUGUUCAACGGAGGUUGAACAUCUCUGCACCUGCAGCCAGGCGCGUGUGGGAGGAUGAGAAGUGGAGCCCAGAAGUUGUUAGACAGAACACCUUGUCUACAUCGGCUCAUGGGCUCAUGACUGGCAGCAGUGCACGUGGUGUUCAACGGAGGUCGAACAUCGCUGCACCUGCAGCCAGUUACACGAGAUUUACUCUUCCUGGGGCUAUAGAGGAGGAGGAGGAGGAGGAGGAGGAGUGCAGCCCAGAAGUUGGUAGACAAAACACCAUCUUGUCUACCUCAGCUCAUGGGCUGGUGACUGGCAGCGGUGCACGUGGUGUUCAACAGAGGUUCAACAUCUCUAGACCUGCAGCCAGUCACAUGAGGUUAGCCGUUCUUGAGGCGAUAGAAGAGGAGGAUGAGGAGUUGAGCCCAGAAGCUCAUGGACUCAUGGCUGGUAGCGGAGAACGAGACACUCUGUCUGUCUCUUCAUCUGCAGCUGAUCAAGAGUCUAUUGUGUCUUCUGAGGAUUCAGAACACAACACAACACACACAAUGGAUUUUAGCAGUCGAGGAGAAUCUGAUGAAGAUGGAGAUGAUGAAGAUUUCUCAGUAGCAGCACCUUAUCCUGUUGACCCUGCUAAUGACACACAAGUUGAACCAUUUGGAUCAAGACCAACUCCUAAUUGGUCUUUCACUUCUCGAUAUGAAGUGUUGCCAAACUGGUUGCUUGGAUCAGGGAGAACAGGAAGGAUUUUUGCUGCGAUUCGUUUAUCUGAUGGUGAACAGGUUGCGGUCAAAUGUGUAUCAAAAGAUAAAUAUAACAGCCGAAGAUCGCCUGGCUUACGCACACCCGUGCCACAAGAAAUCGCUAUGAUGUUGGAACUGCAACGACACCCUCCCCUGUGCUCUCGCAUGAUACGUAUGCACGAGUGGUUUGAAUUUCCAGAUGGAUACAUCGUCGUUUAUGAAAUGUUGCCACAUCCCUGGAUGAGGCUGGACAAAUUCUUCGAAAAAACGAUCGGAUCAGCGAGAGAAUGAUUAGAAACGUAUUUCGUCAGUUGGUGUUAGCCGCCAAAUAUUGUUGGGAGCACAGGGUGUACCGUUUAUUUUCUUAGCAAGAAAAUAUAAUGGUUAACAUCAAGACCAUGAAGUAAGCUUUGUGGCUUUGGUGGAGGGCGUUUGGUUCCUGUUAGUUCCUGUGAACCGCAACUGAUGGAUCCAGAGACUGACAGCAGACCGGCUAGGCAGCUGACCCCUCUCAUGGCAUUGAGAAGUGUUUUAAACUUCAUGGUUAACUACAACGAGACCCAUACUGAUGGAAAUCUCGCUGUAUCUGACGAAUGCUGUGAACUCUGCCAUCAUUUAGCGGUUUAUCGUUUCCAUGACACAUUUGACUGAAUCCUAAGACAUCCAUGGAUGGCACAAGAUGAAUGGUCCUACACAGGCUGGCCAGUCACAAGAAUUUCUUUGUGAAGAAAAACACUGAUGCUUAAACGCACCAGUCCCAGUGCCAUCCGAAAUCAAGCCUGAUGCUUUGGAUUCCAACCUGUUUAACAGAUAAUUCUGUCAUAAAUUGAAUUUUUGCACUUGAGUUUCAAUCCUUACUAUCUUUUAGUAUUUUAGUAUUUAGUAGUGUUUUUAGUUUCUUGUUUAUCUUUUGUUAAUAAAUUCCAACUUUUGUAAUUUUUACAACUGUGUCUUCCUUUGGUUGAUAAUACAGUUAAAGGUUCUACAAGUUAGCCAGAAUCUCACAAAACCCUUUGAGAUAAGGGACAUUGCACAGAAUCGGUGCCAUUUCUGUCCCAAUGACAUUAUAAUGCAAAACUAACUCUAAAAUACAUUUUAUUAUUAAUCAAGGUUUCCUGUAUGUUAAUCUAACACCACAUUUAAGCUGUCAUUUAAAACAUUAAUAAAAACUACUUGGAACACUGAAAAACAGCAUUUUAUAUCCGUCCCUGUUUUUAUCUCUGUACUUUACCUUUAAAUAUAAAGCAUACAAUUCUUCAGAUAUCUUUAUUUUUUUAUGUGGGUCCAUAUCCCAUAUUUGCUUUAAAUAUUUUUUACCAUUGGAAAAGUCAUAUUAUUUUAGAUAAAAUAUCCCCAGGAUUUCACUCAGUCCUGUUACCCAACACAUUUCCCCCCUCUGAAAAUCUAGGAUUAUUCUACAAGUCAGUUUUUUAAGAGGAAGUGACAUUGGUGUGAAUUCUGUGGAAUGGGUGAAUCCUUUAAAAUGUAUAAAUGUCCCAAAUGGCACACUCCAGAGUUCCUCAGAGUCCACACUUUGAUGACAUCAUGUAGUGCAGUCCUUAGGGACCACGAGGGCAGACAGGAGUCAUAUUUUGGGGUAAGACUCGAGCGCCUAAGUGUCAUGGUUCUGCCAUCUUAUCCUUUGGUUAAUCUAGUCUUGGGGCAGGAUCAUGACAGGCCAAUGUUUUGUGUGGGAUCACGUGUUCUUAGUAUGGGUUUUACUAGACCACGUGUUCCCGGUGUCUUGUCACUUUUACCCCGCUCCCUUGUCACCCUCAUUGUUUAAUCCAUGUCACCUGUUGUAUUCAUUAGUUCUCCCCUAUUUAAGGUCUUUGUGUUUGUUACUCUGUGCCUGUUCAUUGUUGUGCCAUGCCUCGUUUCAUCUGUGUGAGUACUUUGUCAGUUUAGUCUAGUUUAUCCAGUUUAUUCUGUUAUUUUAUUGUUCAGUGUUACCUAGUUUAGUGUCCCAUCAUAUUCUGUUAUCCUGUUUGUUAUUUUGCCCCCUCGUGGGUUGUUGAUUUUCUAUUUUUUUGUGUCUCAAUAAAUUCCCAUUUUUGUACAUCCGUGUCUUGCACUUGGGUUCUGUAUUACGUAUCGUGACACUGAGUUCUUUGAAUUCCUUAAUACUAAAAUCCUUUUGUUUCCUAUGUAGUUUUACUUGCAGAGAAAAUGUUGUCAAGUUUGUAUUUGUUAUGUGUCUUGUUUUUAUUGUUAUGUAAACUGGCAGCUUUGUGGAUCAUAUAUGUACAUAUUGAGCGUUCUGUUUUGUCUCUAAGGAAUUCU